AUGGGUCCCUGUACGGCCUCCCAUUGCUGCUGUCUCCAUCGCCACACUCUGCCAUGUGCCACUUUCAGGUCUCCUCACACUGCUGGUGUGUUCCAUUUUGUCAUAGGGUGCUGUAUGGCCUCCCAUUGCUGCUGCCUCCACCGCCACACUGUGGCUCCACACUCUGGUUUUGGCCCCGUGACUGCCCAAAUGAGUGAAGUGUGCGGUGAUUCUAAGAUCGACGGCACUCAUCUGCAUGUCAUACUGACUGUCAGUAUUAUUUCUCUUCCCAGCAGACUCCAAGGGCAUUUAAAUUAAAGGUACAGUGUUCUGCACUAAUAUAA
Staurois parvus is the source of this 323-nucleotide messenger RNA. NCBI's taxonomy places the organism in Eukaryota, Metazoa, Chordata, Amphibia, Anura, Ranidae. The record is from the annotation of a GenBank genome assembly.